This is a messenger RNA of Triticum dicoccoides, 895 nucleotides long. Its product is annotated as CASP-like protein 1U1. Lineage: Eukaryota; Viridiplantae; Streptophyta; Magnoliopsida; Poales; Poaceae. The transcript is spliced from 2 exons. The record is from RefSeq and is a predicted model, not a curated record. The coding region runs from base 182 to 646 and encodes 154 amino acids.
CGGACUUAAUUUUUAACUGAUCUUUGACAUGGCGUAACGACAUUUGCUUGCUCGAAAAGAAGAUAAAACCCUGAUAAAAUGGUUGCUUGCUCACAAAAUACAUUCACAUCACACUGCUUUUACUUUACAACCAUCUUCGCAUCUUGCUUUUGCUCUCAUCUUCUCGGCGAAUUCCCUGGCAAUGACCGAGAUGAGCGGAGCGAAGGCGGCUAGCCUCGCCUUGCGCAUCGUGGCGCUGGCGCUGUCGGUGGGCGCCGCCGUCGUGAUGGGCAGCGUGGUCUCCUACAGCAGCGCUCUCGUCUACUUCGUGGUGGGCAGCGUCAUCUCGGCCGUCUGCUCGGCGCUGGCGCUCUACCUGUUCGUCGUGCACGGGGGCGGCGGCUCGAUCGCCGUGUCGCUCCUCGACGCCGCCGCGCAGGCCCUCCUGUUCUCGGCGUCCGGCGCGGCGCUCGCCGCGCGCGGCUGCUUCGCCGGCGGGGCGGGCGCGUUCCGCGGGAGGGUGGGCAUCGCGGCUGCCGUUGGCGCGUGCGCGGCCGCGGCCGUCUUGGUCGCGGCGCUGGCAGGGAACGCGCCCUCCCGCACCCGCGGCGGGGGCGCUGCCGGUGGCUCUGGCUGCAAACACGGAUGCUCUAGCCCCGGCUGCUAGCAAUUGACAGGGUCGGUACAAAGAUUCAGUGUGUACAACUGUAGAAUUGAUUGAUGAUGCAUUGUAUUUUGCUCUCUUACUGAAUGAUUGAUGGGUGGAUACUUGUUGUCUAGUUGUUGCUGUUGCGGUUGUAAGAACGUCAACAGAGAUGUUUGCGUGUGUUUGAUGCAAGUACGGUGUUACAAAAAAGCAUUUACAUGAAAAUUUUGUAAAAUAUUAAAUGCGUAUAGAAAAAUUGUUUCUCAUGUA